AUGAUCGAUAAAACUGCAUAUAAUGAAUCGAGAGAUGAGUCAAAAGAUCCAAUGGCGAUGUUGGAAGACGGUUUGGUUAUUUGUAAAUUUGGGCGCUUCCAUAUGAGAUUAUUAUUUACAAGCAUGGCAGCAGUUUUUGCCUCUACAAUGGUCACAACAACAUCUUCGUAUAUUUUGCCAAUGGCUGAAUGUGACUUAAACAUGAGCAUUAUGGAUAAAGGAUUACUGAAUGCAAUGCCCUUUUUCGGUCAGGUUGGAGCAACAUUCUUUACUGGAUUCUUAGUUGAUGCCUUUGGCAGGAGAAUAUUUCUGAUUGGCGGUAAUGCAGCAAUAUUUAUAUGCAAUUUGGUGGAAGGGUCUAGUCAAAAUUUUUGGAUGUUAAUUAUAAUGAAGCUUAUAGAAGGAAUUGCAUUAAGCGUAUCUUUUAGUGCAGUCGCUUCAAUGAUAUCAGAGUUCGUGCACAAGAAUGUAAGAGAUAGAAUAUUAUUACUGUACUGUUCCUUUAUGUCGCUAUCGCUAAUAGUAGCUGCGGUAAUGUCUUGGGCGGUAUUGCCUCAGCCAUGGCAUAUCGUUCUUAUUCCUGCUUACUUCGAAUUGCGAGUUUGGAAUUUCUAUUUAUAUAUUUGUUCCGUCUGGAGUUUGGUUGCUGCAAUUCUUUAUUACACUAUACCCGAGAGUCCUAAGUAUCUUUUAUCACACGGGCAGGAGCGGGAAGCAUUAGAAGUUUUAAAGAACGUAUACGCUGAGAAUACUGGUAACCCAAAAGAAUCAUUUCCCGUAACGUCCCUUGGUGCUUCUGGUACGUUUAAAUUGACGAAAGACAUGAGUAUUAAGAAGCAAAUAACACAUGCAUUGAUAGCAGUGAAAGAUUUAUUUAGACCACCAUUAUUCUGUAGGCUCUUAUUGUUUUCAAGCUUAACGUUCGUAUGUUUAUUGGCAUACAGUGCAUUGCGGCUGUGGUAUCCACAAUUGUCAACGAUUAUAGAAAACUACAAAAAAGAUCAUGGGGAAACGGCAAGAUUCUGCAUUAUGAUGGACAAUUACCGACACCAUUUAGAUGAAAAUUUUAAUGUAUCGCUCCCUAACAAUUUAACGGAUGUUUGCGUGCCCCAUCUAAGUGGAUCAGAGACUUACAUAAAUGGGAUAAUACUUGGUUUAUUCUCGAUGGUCUUUAUCGGUCUAAGUGGAUACUUAGUUGAUUUUUUCGGACAAAAAAUCUUGAUGUUCGUAUAUUUAGUAUUGUGCGCUCUCUGUUCUGGAUCUUUAUACUGGACCAAUUCAUCGAUACAAAUUGCUCUUCUCGUGUCUGCGACUUGCGCAUUGAUGCAAUCUGCUCUAAGUCUCCAACAAAAUAUUUUAAUUAGAGUUUUCCCAACAACUAUAAGAACGCUGGCGUUGUCGAUAAUUAUAAUGAUGGGCCGAACGGGGUCGUUACUUGGCAAUAUUCUGUUUCCUAUCAUGUUGCAACUAGGAUGCAUGGGGCCUUUCCUGUCCUUAUCUGUUAUUACACUUUGUGUAGCUGGCUUAGUAUACUUUCUUCCAGACCCCAACAAAGAAAGCAAUGGAGCUGGUGAUAAA
This is a messenger RNA of Iphiclides podalirius (scarce swallowtail), 1578 nucleotides long. Lineage: Eukaryota; Metazoa; Arthropoda; Insecta; Lepidoptera; Papilionidae. The record is from the annotation of a GenBank genome assembly.